GCAAGGUCCUCUUUUCAGGGAAGUAAAUGUGCAACUGUUUGUGAAGCUUUAACCAACUGGAUGUACCUAUCUACUUGAUAAACCAAUCUGACAGUCUCCGGCGUUUACCCGCAUUAAUCCGCAGUCAGAGUCAACAUCCAUUCCUGUCAGUUGCCGCCUGUUUGCCGACCAGGGGAGAAGAGACGAGUCAUUCAUUACAGCUCCAGUGGCGUCUGUGGCCUCCGUCAACUACCAACCAGAGCAAACAUGCAGGAAGAGUCUAAACAAAGAAGAAUGACCAUGGAUUUUUCACAACUGCACACAUAUACGCCGCCACAGUGUGCUCCAGAGAACACCGGCUAUACCUACUCUCUCAGCUCCAGCUACUCCACAGCGGCGUUAGAGUUUGAGAAGGAGCACCAGAUUGCUCCUGUGUACGAAUCGCCCAGGAUGUCACGGCGGAGCCUGCGUCUGCAGACCAGUGCCGGUCACUAUGGCAACGAGAGCCUGGCUGAUUACUCCCAGAACCACAGCAACAGCAGCGGCUACACCAGCACCAGGCGAGAGACACGGACACUGCGGAGCAGAAAGCAGCCAUCCAGCUCACUGUCUUUAUCCCUGAGCCAAGUCGCCACUCCAAGGAAAACCCUCUCCUUCUCAGCUGUUAAUACUCCGAUUAACAAUAGCAGCAGCGUUCAGGAAAGCAACACAGUGUCUGAUGGCUCCCUGCACAGCUCCAUCCUGGACCAGACCCAACUGAGACAACGCACCAUCACUACAACCACCACCACCACUUCCAUGUCUGUGGAUGGACACUGGGGGAGGAGCUCCACCGCUGACCACAGUUCAUCAAAUGUCAACGGUGACGCCAGUGUGUCAAAGUCCCACACCUCGCUCGCCAAUGGUUACAUCUGCAAAGACUGCUCUUUACACUCUCAGGAGAUGGACUCAUUUAUUACACGGUCUUCAUCAUCAACAUCAUCAUCAUCUCAGGCUGCAGAAGCGUCCACUGGUGCCCUCUCCUCAUCAUCUUCACCUUUCACAAGUAUAUACUCCAGAGACAGGAGUCAGAGGAACAAGACAGGUGUCCUGGUGUCUAUGUCUAACACGUGUAUACGCUACAGCAAACGAGCCCUGGCCCCCAUAGUGUCCUUAGUCACCCUGGUCUUCAACAAUGUGCUCUGGCUGGGUUCAAGGGCCAAGAGCCCUCCAGGAAAAGGUGUUGUUGCUUCGAUGUCGGACUCGAUGAGACAAGCGGUGUCCUCCAGUUUGUCCCAACUGUGGCUGUUAAAGCAGACCACUCUCCACAGGAUGAUGGGCCACAGGGCUAAUGGCUAUGAAGGAGAAGCUCAUUCAAGUUUCUGUGGGAGCAUGAAUGUGAAGGAUCUGGUGACUGAAGAUACAUCACAUCUUAAUCUCAAUGGUUCCCUGUGUGAUGACUGUAAAGGGAAGCAGUAUUCUGAGACACACACCAUCCUCCUCACACAGUCCUCCAGGCCUCAACGCCUAGCGGGGGCACUGUGGAGCGUCCUAGCUUAUGCAGGUUACUGCCUCCUCCAGCCAGGUUACUGUGUGGUGAGAGCAGGCAAAGCUUUGGGAUCAGGGGCUGGGACAAUGGCAAAGAAGCUGCUUUCACUGUUCUGGAUGCUCCUUGCAGCUCCAGUGAAGGCAGGCAGGGGACUUCUGUGGUUUCUUGCAACAGGAUGGUACCAGCUGGUGUCUCUCAUGUGUCUCCUCAACGUCUUCUUUCUGACACGAUGCCUUCCCAAACUCUGGAAGCUCCUGCUGCUCCUGUUGCCUCUUCUGUUCCUCCUUGCUCUAUGGUUGUGGGGUCCGUCCACUGCUGCCCUGCUUGCCUACCUCCCAGCCAUAAACCUAACUGAGUGGCGUCCUGCGUCUCCCUUUGCCCUCCUGUCUGACUUGGUGCCAGCUUCGGCUCCAGUUCCUGCCUCUGUCCCCACACCAGAGACUCCACUGGAGCCGACCCCAGCCACCCCAGUCUCACAGGCACCACCGAUCCUUCCACCAGUGGCAGUCUCCACUGUGGACUUGGAGCGUCUUGAACGCGUGGAACGCCAGCUAGCCCUCCUUUGGGAGCGAGUCCAACAGGGUGAUGAAAAGCAGGAGCAGCGUCAUGGGGACGUUCUUGGUCUCUACAGCACCCUGAGGGAGCAGCUACACACUCAGACCGACAGGGAGAGCCUGGGAUUGUGGGUGUCCUCCCUGCUGGAACAGAGGCUGGGUGUGCUGCGUGGAGAGCUGGAACAGGAGAACACACACAGGGCACAGAGCGCAGAGAAGCAGAAACAUCAGCAAGAGAGUCAGGCAGCACGGCUGGCUGAUUUAGAAUUGCUGCUGAACACUCUGGCAGUCAAGACUGAGGAGAUGCAGCAGAAGCAGCAGCACUAUGAGCACGAGAAGGCGGAAAAAGAGAAAGAGGUUGUCAUUUCAGCAGCAGACUCAGCUCCUGUCAGUAUUGGUGUAAAGCAGGAGGACCAUGAUGCUCUGCUAGCAGAGGUGAAGAGACUUGAGCUGGAGCUGAGUAAAGUCAGACAGGACCUGCAGGGUGUUGUGGGAUGCAAGGGCAAGUGUGAGCAGCUGGAUACGCUGCAGGAAGCGAUAACAGCACAGGUGUCCUCACAGGUAUCCUCACAGGUGCGUAAGGAGUUGCAGGUUCUGUUCUUUGGCAGUGGUGGGUCAGGAGAGGAGCAGGGAGAGGUGCCUGAGUCUCUGAUCUACUGGCUGUCCCAGCGCUACGUCAGCGCACCUGACCUGCAGGCGUCCCUGGCCUCACUGGAGCUGAGCAUCCUGAGAAACGUGUCCCUGCAGCUGGAGCUCAACCGAGCCCAGACCCUGGGUGAGGCCGAGUCUCAAGCCAAGACCAUCAUUAACACAGUAACUGGGACUGUCCAGCAUACUGCCUCUGCUGAGGGACUGACAGAAGAGCAAGUGAAGCUGAUCAUCCAGAACGCUUUGAGGCUCUACUCCCAGGAUCGAACAGGCCUGGUGGACUACGCCCUGGAGUCUGGUGGUGGCAGCAUCCUUAGUACCCGGUGCUCUGAGACGUAUGAGACAAAGACAGCCCUCAUGAGUCUGUUUGGUCUGCCACUCUGGUACUUCUCCCAGUCUCCACGUGUUGUCAUCCAGCCCGACGUGUACCCGGGUAACUGCUGGGCGUUUAAAGGCUCUCAGGGCUAUCUGGUGAUCCGACUGUCCCUGAGGAUCUUGCCUACAUCCUUCUGCGUGGAGCACAUCCCCAAGGCCUUGUCCCCAACUGGAAAUAUCACCAGUGCCCCUCGCAACUUCACUGUUUUUGGUCUAGAUGAUGAGUACCAAGAAGAAGGGAAGCUGCUGGGACAGUACAUAUACCAGGAAGAUGGGGAAUCACUGCAAACUUUCCCUGUUACGGAAGAGAAUGACAAGGCCUUUCAGAUCAUUGAGGUGCGGGUGCUGUCUAACUGGGGUCACCCAGAGUACACCUGCCUGUACCGCUUCAGAGUACAUGGAGAACCUCGGCCCCUGUGACACAACCACUACCAUGCCGCUCAUAUAUGACAUAUCACCCUAUCUGUACAUAGCUCUUGCCAACUUCUUAAAAAUGGAGGGGACUUGGUUCUACUUUGUGGACGUUUUUGUAUGUGGAUGUUUUUGUAUGAAAGCCAUGAAGAGACGGAAGUUUUGGAUUGUUAAAGGAAUGUGCCCAGACUGAAUCACGAACAUGUUUUGUAAUCUUGAAAGAAUCACGGGAAAGUCUGUAUGCGGACUGUCGAUGUCACAGAAGAAGAACAGAACCACGGAAGAAGCUAAAAGUACCAGUCCCCUUUUUGUAAAAGGCCUCUUGCACUGAAUUAGCCCGUGAGGGCGCCAGGUUCCACUGAGCGGACAUAUCCAUCCCCCUCUUGGCACGUUCCACUUCUACAGGAAGGUGGAUGCUUGAAAUGGGGGAUUAAAGACUCAUCUACACCAUUUCCUCACACACUAUCUCAGUCUGAUUUGGUUUUUGUUAUUAAUCAUCUGUAUUUAUCUUUAUUUUCCUGGUAGAGACUACAGUACUAUUUUCAGGAUUGAAGCCACAGCACCUUUUUCUGUGACGCUGUCCAGGCAUGUUACUCCCUUUGUUGCUGUCAGGUGUCUGCAGUGACCUUAACUGAGCUUUGUGACGGCCUGCUGGACUGGAGGACACUCACAGGAGGUUUAUACUGGACAUAUACGGUUCACAACAUUCAAGGCUUGGCAUCAUGCAUCCACAUAGCCAUAACUAAGGUUUUUUUUUUUUUUGGAACUGAACAUGCUGCCUAUGGACAAGCUCUGAAUGUUUUCUCAAUUGGAGGCUUGAUGCAAGUCAUCCUUCAACUACACCGCCACACUAUAUAACCACUGACCCACUGACCUGCACUCUGUGUUGAGAAUAUUAGGAGGCUCUUCUCUAUGUACAUUAGACAAAAUAUGUGUAUGGUUAGGGAUGGACUCCAGGAUUAACACUAGCAUGUGACUCUUCCAGAACCAUUACUGUUUAACUUUUACAUGCAUCAUGGAUUUACAUGGAGCUUUGAGUCCUGUGCCUGGAUCUCAAAUUAUAAAUCAAUGUUGAAAACUAAAUAUAACUUCUCCUGUAGACAAGAGUGUGAUUUUUCUUUUCCGUUUCUAUCAAGAGGAGACUCUCUGUGUCCUUCUAGCUCAGUUAUAAACGUCCUCAUGUGGGCUCCCUCUAUUCUGAAACCCUGAAGGAAUGUAAUCUGUAUAUUUUAUUGUUGAUAGCUGGUCCUUUAUAAUAUCUGCUUUUAUCAGUGUUGCUUUAUAAAAAAAAAUCAUUCUGUCAUUAUCAUCAUUAUUGUUGUAUUACUACUUUUAUUUCUACUGUUACUCAUUUGCUUUUUUUGUUUUGUUUUGGGGGGGGUUAUAAUGUCAGCGGAUGCACUGCAACAACUUGUUAGAGAAAUGUUUGGCACAGGUCUUCACAAUUUGUUUAAACAUUGGGGUGUUCGUAGUCACCUAUUUUAGUUGCAAAUAUGGGAAAGUCUAACAUGUUAUGUAUAAAAAAAUGUUCUUCACAAUCUUAUUUAUUAACAAGUCGGUUAGUUCCUACAAGAUAUGAGUUACUGCAAUGUAUAUUUUGUGAAAAGCUGUUCAGUGCAUUUUGGAACCAUCUUGGGACUUUUUUUUAAGAUAAAUGGCUAUUUUUGUUCAGUCAUAAGAUGACUUAACUGCUUUGGAAUAUAUUCCAAUAAAGACUUUAAUUUU
Seriola dumerili (greater amberjack) is the source of this 5220-nucleotide messenger RNA. It is a transcript of the gene sun1b, whose product is annotated as Sad1 and UNC84 domain containing 1. The record is from RefSeq and is a predicted model, not a curated record. The coding region runs from base 247 to 3504 and encodes 1085 amino acids. Gene Ontology annotation, molecular function: protein-membrane adaptor activity. Gene Ontology annotation, biological process: nuclear envelope organization. Gene Ontology annotation, cellular component: meiotic nuclear membrane microtubule tethering complex; nuclear envelope. NCBI's taxonomy places the organism in Eukaryota, Metazoa, Chordata, Actinopteri, Carangiformes, Carangidae. The transcript is spliced from 24 exons.